Microplitis demolitor is the source of this 1760-nucleotide messenger RNA. RefSeq names its product UDP-glycosyltransferase UGT5-like. NCBI's taxonomy places the organism in Eukaryota, Metazoa, Arthropoda, Insecta, Hymenoptera, Braconidae. The transcript is spliced from 6 exons. The record is from RefSeq and is a predicted model, not a curated record. The coding region runs from base 60 to 1760 and encodes 566 amino acids. Gene Ontology annotation, molecular function: UDP-glycosyltransferase activity.
AAUACUGAGUGAACUAAGAAGUGACUUGGAAGACUAACUAAUCGAAAUUGUAGAAAAAAAUGAAACUAUCAGGGGUGAAUUUUUUAUUAUUCGUAGCAACAAUUAUUCCGUCGGAAUCCUAUAGAAUACUAGGGAUAUUUCCAUUUCAAUCGAGGAGUCAUCAGAUGAUGUUUGACACUAUCAUAAAAGGAUUGUUGCGGAAAGGCCAUCAGGUUGAUGUGAUGACUCUGUAUCCUCUCAAAAAUCCACCGAAAAAUUACAGUGUCGUAGUUAACUUAGAAGGAGUUACAGAAAGUUAUGUUAAUAAAUGGGAUGUUGAAAAGGCCAUGAAUCAUGGUCCAGGAUUGCCAAUUAUUGCUGACGUAUGCGGAAAUAAAGUCUGCGAGUUUUUAGGUCUUCCCGAUAUGCAAAAGAUUAUAAAAAAUCCGCCUAAUGACCCACCUUAUGAUCUUAUUGUUAUGGAAUCAUUUGGAGCGAAUUGUUAUCUUGGUCUGAGUUAUAUUUUAAAAGUACCAGUUGUGAUGGCAAGUUCAACAAUUGAUUUGCCAUGGUUGGACCAAACAUUAGGUCAGCCAGAAUAUACAGCCUUUCGUCCAACGUGGUUCAGUGAUUACUUUUAUCCAAUGACACUUGCUCAGCGUUUCUACAAUACAAUCCAAAGCCAUGUUGACAAUGCACGUUUCCGCUAUUAUACUGAUGAAGUACAAAAUUCACUAAUGAGAAAAUACAUAAGCCCAGAUAUUCCACCGUUACACGAAUUGGAAAAAAAUGUCGUGUUAGCACUAGUGAAUUCUUUUCACAGUUUAACUGGAGUUAGACCACUAACACCUGGUUUAAUAGAAGUUGGUGGGUUGCAUGUACAAGAACAUUAUAAGGCUAUGUCACAGGAUCUUGAAAAAUGGAUGAAUGAAAGUACUGCAGGAGUCAUUUAUUUUACACUGGGUUCAAUGGUUAAUAUUGAAACGUUUCCUGAAAAGACAAUGCGGGCAUUUUAUUCAGUAUUUAGUAAAUUUUCACCAGUCAGAGUCCUCAUGAAAGUAGGGAACAAAGAUAAAUUACUUCCUGGGUUACCUGAUAAUGUUAGAAUAUCGUCUUGGAUCCCUCAAGUUGCUGUAUUAGCUCAUAAAAAUACUGUAACAUUUAUUACACACAGUGGUCUAAUGGGUUCUUUAGAAGCACUUACUUAUGGAGUCCCAAUGAUAGGAAUACCUCUAUUCGGUGAUCAAACUGCUAACAUUGAUUUCUUUGUAAAACGAAAUAUGGCUGUAGUCUUAGAUUUCAAAAAUCUUACUGAACAAUCUAUUUAUGUUGCCCUUGAUCAAAUACUCAACAAUCCAAAGUUCAAAAAAGCUGCUAAAUACGAGUCAGCUCGAUUUCUCGAUCGUCCUAUGAAUGCAGUGGAUACAGCAGUUUAUUGGGUUGAGUAUGCAGUGAGAAAUGGUGUUGGCGCCUUGAGAUCACCGAUCGUAGAUAUGUCAUGGUGGCAAGUCGCUUUGCUUGAUGUCUAUUUUCUAAUACUUAUCUCUUUAAUCGUUAUCACGUGUUUAAUUAUUUCAAUUUUAUAUAUUUUGCUGUCUUAUUUAUUUUCUAAACUAAAUAUGAAUUUACGUAAAAAAAAAUUACAAAUUACGUUUUUACAAUCAAGUACUCAAGGUUUUCGUAAAAAAAUAAAAACUGUCUUAAAUGCAUGUUCGAAAAGUUGUGAAUGGAUAAUUAUUGCACCUUUUAGAACAGCAAUCAAAAUCAGAAAAACACUGUAA